AGAGAGAGAGAGAGUGGGUACCGAAGGGGGUGGAGAAAGGUGCGUACGAGAGCCGAGUUAACCUCGGUCCCAAAGUGUUUCCCUAGCAGACGAAGCGAGAUCAUGGCCGAGGGCGGGUGCCUAGCUCAAUCUGAAAGGAACUACAUUAGUCAAAGAUGGAUUACCUACCGUUUGUGACAGCUUUGCUGGCCUUAGUACUCUACCUGAACACAUUAGAGGCAGGCUUCGCAUACGACGAUAGUCGCGCCAUUUUGAAGAACCCUGACCUCCUGCCAGAAACUCCGCUAUGGAAUCUUGUAUACGACGACUUUUGGGGGACGCCCCUGACUCACAGCGGAUCUCACAAGUCUUACAGGCCGCUCUGUGUGCUGACGUUCAGGCUCAACUACUUGCUGGGGGAGCUGACGCCAUGGGGGUACCAUCUGGGCAAUGUCAUCAUCCACGCCCUCACAACAUUUGUGUUUACCGCGGUGGCCAGGGUGUUCCUCAAGACCGACACCGGAACUUUGACCGCCGGGCUCCUAUUCGCGGCCCACCCCAUUCACACAGAGGCUGUCGCCGGAAUUGUUGGGAGAGCCGACGCGUUGGCCUGCCUGCUGUUUCUACUCACAAUGGUCUCCUACAUGCGUUACGUUGAUCUUCGCGCGUCGCCAAACGGUGAUGGUAUCAGCAGAUGGCCAUGGGCUGCCCUCGCCCUGUUGCUCUCUGCUGCAGCGAUGCUGACCAAAGAACAAGCGCUGACGAUCUUAGCAGUUUGCUGGACAUACGAUGUGUUUAUAGCACAAAGAGCAUCACUGCAAGACUUAUUCACUUUAAAAAUUUUCACCAAGAGACAGUUCCGAGGGAGUCUAGAAGGAACAUUGCUUAUUGGAGCUUGUAGCUCCGCUCUUUUGGGCUUCAGGAUUUACUUUAUGGGUAACAAACCCCCAGAGUUCGCUCCUUCAGACAACCCAGCCUCAGAUUCCGACAGCUUUUUAACUCGGGCGUUGACCUACAACUAUCUCCCUUCGCUCAACUUCUGGAUGCUUCUGUGUCCAACAGUACUGAGUUUUGAUUGGUCAAUGGACUCCAUUCCCCUGGUGGAAGCAUGGACUGACCCGCGCAAUCUGUCCACCCUAGCAUUUUACGUGACCCUGGCCUAUAUUCUGUUUUGUGUUGCUCAACAUAUCAACGAGGAUAAUUCAGCAGUGAAAAACUGUGACACGAGCCUCAACGGCUUCCGGUCCAGCCCUUGCAGGACUCUAAAUAAUAACUCUGUGAAAUCCAGUCUACACUAUUCAGAAGGAGAAGAAAGUCCUUAUAUCAAGUGCAUUUCAAUUCGUCCAGUUGAUUCAACAAUACUAGCUUUGUCUAUACUUAUUUUCCCGUUUAUUCCCGCCUCUAAUUUAUUCUUCUAUGUUGGGUUUGUGAUAGCCGAGAGGAUUUUAUACAUUCCAAGCAUGGGUGCCUGUCUGCUGGUUGGACUCGGCUUCGACGCCUUGUAUGCCAAGUUUUUUCACAGCGCUAGACGGAAAUUUCUCGUUGCCGGAUUGGCCUUGCUAGUGUUGUCAUUUAGUGCCAAAACUGUGCUACGUAACCGCGACUGGCAGACUGAGGAGAGACUUUAUAGCGCGGGCGUGGCCGUGAACCCGGCAAAAGCCUGGGGGAAUCUGGCCAAUGUCUUCAAUGAUAAACAACAAUAUGGUCAAGCAGAGGAGGCUUACAGGAAUGCCUUGAAGUACAGAUCCAACAUGGCAGAUGUCCACUAUAACCUGGGCAUUCUUCUCCAGAAUCAGAACCGUUUAUCAGAAGCCAUUGAUAGUUAUAAAAAAGCCAUUCAAUUUCGACCACGGCUGACAGUGGCACAUCUCAACUUAGGUAUCAUGACAGCACAGAUGGGAGACACUGAGCUGGCUAAAAAGAUCUACAGUCAUUGUGCAGACUUGGAUACUUCAGGACUGAAAGAUCCCAGGCUACAUGACGGAACUAAAAUAUCCUGCAUGUUCAAUCAUGGAAGAAUCCUGAUGGACGAAGAUAAACUAAAGGAAGCACUUGCCAUGUUUAUGAAAGCACUACAACGACGGCCUGAUCACUAUGGUCCACAGAGUAUCUACAACAUGAUUGGUGAAGUUUAUUAUAAAAUGGGUCAGCUGGAAGAAGCAGAGAAAUGGUAUCGUGAAGCCUUAAAGUCCAAGCCUGACCACCUCCCAGCUUUUCUGACCAUGUCCAAGCUGAUGCAGAUGAAGACCAAGUGGGAGGAGUCAGAGUCCUGGCUAAAGAAAGCAAAACAAUUUCAUCCUACUGAUCUUACAGUUGACUUUCAUCUCGCUCAGUUGUAUGCCUCCAUGCAACGGUUCAGUGACAGCAUCCAAAUAUUGGAGAAGCUACUUCCUGUCAUGAGCAAUGACUUUGAUAUUGUUUACAAUGCUGCCAAUGUCUACAGAGAAGCUGACCUGAAAGACAAGGCUGAAGAACUCUACAUGGCAGCCGUAAAACUCAAACCAAAUGAAGCAGCUGCUUGGAUGAAUCUAGGUGCCAUGUUUCACAUCAAUACUAAAUACAAACAAGCUGAACAAGCUUAUUUGAAAGCCUUGGAACUUAAGCCCAAUGAUAAAGUCACCACAGAAAACCUGCAAAGACUGCAUAAUCUUGUUGGCAAAGUGAGAUGAUCUGCCAGUACAAUCUAAGCAUGAUAGUAAAACCUUGUUGGCAAGUUUCACCGUUCUGCCUGUACAAACUAAACAUGAUAGUAAAACCUUGUUGGCUAGUUUCACUUAUUUGCCUGUACAAACUAAACAUGAUAGUAAAACCUUGUUGGCUAGUUUCACUUAUUUGCCAGUACAAACUAAACAUGAUAGUAAAACCUUGUUGGCAAGUUUCACUUAUCUGCCAGUACAAACUAAACAUAUAGAAAGAUCUUCUUGUUUUAUGACAACAUUCAAAUAUGCAACGACCAAGUUCCUGUUUUCAAGAAUGAUUUACACAAUUACUGAAUUCAAUUCAAUUUGCAUUGAAUUGCCUUAAAAUGAAAUCAGGCAGCCAAUCAGAAUGCUUGUUACAGAUACUUUUGUUGCUGUUAAAGGUUGCAUCAUUUUUCAUUACUAAAAAUAGAUUCAAAAACUAUUUUUAGAUCAGGUCUGCAUAAUUAUGAAUUCAUUGUCCAUGUCGAAAAUGAAAUUAUUACAUGAAUACUUGUGUUAUAUCUGCCCUAAUGUGUUAUAUUGCUGUAUAAUUCAAUAAUGUCUAAUUAAAAAAAUAAUAAUAAUAGGUGUUAAGAAAUAAGGAAUGCAUGCCAUCAUGAAACUAUAUGUUACUCAAAUGUUUCUGUGGCAUUUUACGUCUCGAGAGACGAUCUUUUCCCUUUGCAACUUAUUGUGUGACUAAAGAGGCCAAUCCUUGAUACACAGCUGCGAUCGCAGGUUGGGCAUAUAUAAUCACCAGGCUCCGUUGCAUUUUCACUCUUCUUUCUGCUUCUGUUGUGUAUGGCAUCUGCAAUCUGUGACCCUUCCUUUAUGCUCUCUCUCCAUGUGGAUCUGUCCAGUGCCACCUCUUCCCAGUUGUCAGUGUCGAUUUUGAAGAGCUUCAUGUCGCGUUUGCAUACAUCCAAAUGUUUAUGCUGUGACUUAUGUUAGUUGUAAGAACUCUCCUGCAUUUGGACACUAAUUGUAGAGAUUAGUAUUAUAGCUUUUAUAUAGCGCUACUUUCAUGCUUAUAGCAUGCUCAGAGCGCUUUUGGUCCAAUCUCAUUUGUGGACCGGUGGGGGGGGAGGGGGUAUCUAGGAGUUGGUUUUUCGUGCUGCCUUUAGGCGCUCAGUAAACACAACUCUGCCCGAGUCGGGUGUCGAACCUCGAGCCCCCUUCUAGGUAGCCAAGACAAGCCAAGUUCAAGGGCACUUAGCCUCUCGACCACGCUUCCCACGUAUGUAUGUGUUGCAUCAGAAGGCUAGGGAAUGAAACUUUCAGGUUCAUCUCAAUGAUGGUCCAAUUUAAAAUCACUUUCAUUCGUGUAUAUAAAGUUAAUGUGUUAGACCAUCAGUUUGGUUGUAAAUGAAAACAUUGAAAUUUAGCUUCUGUAAUAGAACUUCCUUUAGAUUUACAUGAAAAAACAACAACAACAUAAUAUACAGACUAAUCCAGUUCAAUCCAGUGCUAAAAGUUUGUAACAAUUUGUACUGUAAGACUUAAAGAUGCUGUGAAUCCAUGGCUAAAAGUUUUUAACACUUUGUACUGUAAGACUAUAAGAUGCUGUGAAUCCAGUGCUAAACGUUUUUCACACUUUGUACUGUAAGACUUUAAGUUGCUGUCAAUGCGGUAGUUCUCCUUUUUGUUUUGUCUUUUUAUCAUUGACAUUUGUUUAGACAUUUUGGAUCAGAUUCAUGAGUUUUUCUACUUAGACUUUGAUUUGUUUUGUAAAAUGUGUAUUUGUUAACUAGCUAAAUAGGUUACCCUGAAAUGAUCAAUUCAAAUUUCUAUUCAGGUUUUAAGAACUGCCAAAGCUAGGUUUUCUUUUCAGACUCUGCAACAUUUUAAAGUCUUGAUUUUUGUUUUUGUACUCAACAAAAUUCUGUUAAGUUUUGGUAUUUAAAAUUUCAGAAACCUAUAGGACAAAAACAAACUUUAAGUCUCAAUACUGUAAUACGUAAUCAUCUUCUUUUUUUGAAGUGAUAUCUGUAUUUUAUCAGAUACUGUCAUGCAAUGGUGAUGGAAAACUCAUCUUUCUGAUACACACACUGCUAGUCUACACUAAGGAAUUGUAGGCAAUUGUAUACUAUUUUAUCAAAGUUAAAUGCUGAUUAGCUGAUGCCAUUUGUAAUCCUGUUUAUGAUGUCUCAAAAAUAUUUGAUCUCAAAGCUCUUUUGAACCAAUGUGAUGCUAGCCUACCAUGCUUAGCUGUUGUUUUGUUUUGUUUGCCCUAAGUUAUCAUGUGGUGCCCCACCAGUUCAACCAAAGUGAAAAUCUUGUGUUCUCUUUUCUGGGUUUCAUCCUGAAGCAGAGACGCUUCUUGUUCCGAGCAUAAAAUAUCUUUGAAAGAAUUUGGGAAAUAAACUGAAUUCACAGAUAGGAUCAGAACUAUUGUUUUCUGUGAUAUCUGAAAAAGAGGAUUUUUAAUUUUGUUCAUGGUUUACAUUAUUUUGGCUAGAUUAUUACUUAUUAUAUUAUAUUUUUAUAUUAUAUUACUUUUUAUAAUUUCACAUAAUGAUUCCAGUUUAAAAUGAAUCACCAAUUAUUAUUCUUUUUUAACCCAUGUGUAAAUUUCCAAAAUUAUUAGUUGACUCCUUAAUGUUUAAUGAAUAUAGACUCACCAGAUCAACUGAGUCCAGAUUAUUGUGAUUAACUUUGGUUAGGCCAAUAAUAGAAUAUGCAUCCUCUGUUUGGGAACUGAACUCAAGAAAACAUUAAGAAACUGGAACAGACACGAAAGAGAGAUUCAUAACAGAUGAAUAUUCACAUUUGACUAGAGCAACACCUUUAGUAAAAUCACUAAAUUUAGAAAGCCUUCAGGAUAGAAGACUCAAUAGUAAAGUAGCGAUUAUAUAUUAAACAAUGAACCAAAAUGAAAUCUAAUAAAAUACUUAGAAAGACUCAAAAGAUAAAGGCACUUUCCUCGUUCCAUAUGCUAGGACAAAUUUGAACAAAUGCUCCUUCCCUAGUGCUAUUAGAGCAUGGAAUGGGUUGCCUGAGCUAGCCAGGAAAACCAGUGACUUGGCAGAAUUUAGGUCAUUGGUUAAUAUGCAUAACUAAAUGAAUGACGCAUAGGACAUAAUCAUCUUCUUUUUUGAAGUAACGUCUGUAUUAUAUAAGAUAAGAUAUAUUUUAUAUUUUCUGAUGAUUUUUUUAAGGAUGGGGAUCUAUAUUUUCUGCAUUACAGUAGUGAUAGAAUUACUUCCCUUGUACAAAAAAAAAAAAAGGUAUUUAUAUAUAUAUGCCGUAUUAAGAAUAUAAUUCAUUGAAUGUUCUUCACUGUUGUAUUUAUCUCUCCAUCAGUAUCUCAGUCCCAUGUAUGUUCAUUUCUCUAGUUGGUGCUAAACACAAUUCCAAGAAUGUUGAAUGUUCUAUUUAAUACUUAGUCCCAGAAUACCUAUGCUGUGUGUGUAGAGGGAAUGACAAAUACAAGGCUUGCAGUGUUACUGUUUAGACCUGGGUGACUGUUACCUAUGCCCAGACAUCUGCCACUGUAUUAACUACUUAAAGAUACCUGGUAGUUAUUUUUAAGACAAUAAUUAGGGAUCAGAGAAGGUAAUGAAAGAAAUGUGUCUACGAAUAGAAGGAAUAAUUUCUGUUGGUAGAUUGUGCACAGUAGAUUGUGCAAGGGUGUGGCCACAUGAAUGUAUGGGUCCAGGGCCGGCCUUAGGUCACUGCAGCCUAUGCGGUCGCAUUGGCCCCCGCGCUUUCAUAGGAUCCACGCUAAUUCUAAGUGUACAUUAUUAAAUUAAACCAUUAUAACGUAUAUAAAAUAACAGGGUUUUCGCAACCUGAUUUUCCAGGGCCUCCAAGAAAUCUCAUGAAAAGGCAAAAUAUACGAUAAAGUCCUGAACUUUUUUUGAAUUUAUUCAAAUCUCCUGAAGAAUAGACGAAAUUGACAUUUUGGGGGUGCUUAUAAAUAAAAAGUGUCAUUGCGAGCUUUCAUUUGAUAAAAAUUUAUUGCAAAGACGAAAGUAGGCCCAUUUUCUAAUUCAAAAAAAAAAUAAAUAUUGGCAUUAUGCUCAUCCCUACCCAGACUAGGCCCCGCACAAUCCGUUUCGCAUAGGGCCCCGCAAAUGCUAGGACCGGCCCUGUAUGGGUCAGUGACUCGAUGAAUCCUUCCUCUUGCUGUGUUCACCAUACUCUCCGAGACAAAAAGUCUUUCUUUUCCAUGUUCCUCAAAUACACGCUAGAGUUUGUGAUGUAACACACACACCACCCCUUGGUGUCCCAAGCACACUGUCUUAUUAAUUAGCAGCCACCAAAUUUUCAUACCAGUGGCUGACUAGAAAAGUGAACACAGCUGUCUGUACUAGACAUGCGAUGUUCAAAUAGUAUAUUUUCGAAUGGCGGUGUUAUUUUCUGAGGUAUUUUCCAUUCAGAACUUAGUACCAAGUUUGAUUACCUUUUGACUUGACUUAAAUUUGCAUAUUUGAUCAAUAUUUGUUUCUUGUUACUGGUACUUUACUUUUUUUUUAAUGAAUGAAAUUUUAUUUCACUAAAAACUUUUUGUGUGUGUCAUAAUGUUUUAUUUUUUUUUUCCCAUUGUGCUUUGAUCAUUGCUAUCUUUAUGUGAAACAGAACUCUAUUGAUAUAUUCAUUGUAUCCCCCACAUUUUUGUUACAAGCCACUGUCUGUGAUGCAGGUGACCUACUUUUUAUUUACUGACAUGCCAUUUUUUUUUUGUUUCUAUUUCCUGUUAAUGUUGACACUUUUAUGUGCUUACACAAUUUUGUGACUAUUUUGUUUACGUUUCAUGUCUAUUUAUAUAAGAUACUUCUAUUUCAUUCCUUUUGACUUUUGUAGUCAACCAAUGGUGACCAAAUCUGGUUUCAUAACAUUCCAUUCAGAAGUUCCCAAUUUGAAUGUUGAUUCUAUCCGCAAAUGAAAUUGUUCCCGUCAGUCUUUUAUAUUGACAGAUUUUAUUUUAACAAAGAUGUUUUGAAAUGUUGAUGAAAUUUCAAAUAUAAAGAAAGAAAAAAAAAUGUUUGUUUUUUCUUUGUUACGAAUAAAAAUAUUACAUUUGCAAUCUAA
Messenger RNA from Biomphalaria glabrata, 7694 nucleotides. RefSeq names its product protein O-mannosyl-transferase TMTC2-like. The transcript is spliced from 13 exons. Gene Ontology annotation, biological process: protein O-linked glycosylation via mannose. NCBI's taxonomy places the organism in Eukaryota, Metazoa, Mollusca, Gastropoda, Planorbidae. Gene Ontology annotation, molecular function: protein binding; mannosyltransferase activity. The record is from RefSeq and is a predicted model, not a curated record. Bases 156 to 2648 code for a protein of 830 amino acids. Gene Ontology annotation, cellular component: endoplasmic reticulum membrane.